Colletotrichum karsti is the source of this 861-nucleotide messenger RNA. RefSeq names its product proteasome component PRE2. The transcript has 2 exons. Gene Ontology annotation, molecular function: threonine-type endopeptidase activity. Bases 1 to 861 code for a protein of 286 amino acids. Gene Ontology annotation, cellular component: proteasome core complex. NCBI's taxonomy places the organism in Eukaryota, Fungi, Ascomycota, Sordariomycetes, Glomerellales, Glomerellaceae. The record is from RefSeq and is a predicted model, not a curated record.
AUGGAUAGCCUCGUGGCCAAGUACAGCCGCCCGGCGUACGAGCAACACAACACCUUCCGGGACGAUGAGCAGGAGGAUCUCGAGCUCCUGGGCGAGGCGCCGCCUCUGUCGUUGAAGUUCGCCAUGCCCCCUGUCGCACAUCCCUCCUCCUGGCUCCGCGCAGCAACAGACGACCGCUCCAACCCCGACUGCCCCAUCAAGAUCGCUCACGGAACGACGACACUCGCCUUCCGCUUCCAGGGCGGCAUCAUCGUCGCCACCGAUUCCCGUGCCACCGCCGGCAACUGGAUCGCCUCGCAAACAGUCAAGAAGGUCAUUGAGAUCAACGACAAGCUGCUCGGCACCAUGGCCGGUGGUGCAGCCGACUGCCAGUACUGGCUCGCCUGGCUCGGUAUGCAGUGCCGUCUCCACGAGCUCCGUCACAAGCGCCGCAUCUCGGUCGCCGCCGCUUCCAAGAUCCUCGCCAACCUCGUCUACUCGUACAAGGGUAUGGGCCUCAGCAUGGGCACCAUGUGUGCCGGUGUCACCAAGGAGGAGGGACCCGCGCUCUACUACGUCGACUCAGACGGCACCCGCCUCGCGGGCAACCUCUUCUGCGUUGGCAGUGGUCAGACCUUCGCCUACGGUGUGCUCGACGCCGAGUACCGCUACGACCUGACGGAGCAGGAGGCUCUCGACCUCGGCAGCCGAAGUAUCCUGGCUGCCACCCACCGUGAUGCCUUCUCUGGUGGUUUCAUCAACCUCUACCACGUCAAGGAGGAGGGCUGGGUCAAGCACGGCUUCAACGACACGAACCCCAUUUUCUGGAAGACGAAGCUGGAGAAGGGAGAGUUCACCAACGUCACGGCCGACUUGGAGUAG